This is a messenger RNA of Aspergillus clavatus NRRL 1, 1047 nucleotides long. Its product is annotated as aldo/keto reductase. The transcript is spliced from 4 exons. NCBI's taxonomy places the organism in Eukaryota, Fungi, Ascomycota, Eurotiomycetes, Eurotiales, Aspergillaceae. The coding region runs from base 1 to 1047 and encodes 348 amino acids. The record is from RefSeq and is a predicted model, not a curated record.
AUGGCAGCCAAUACGGAAAUGAAAUAUGUCCGGCUGGGCAACUCGGGCCUCAAAAUCUCCAAGAUUAUCCUAGGAUGCAUGUCCUACGGCUCCAAGGAAUGGCAGGACUGGGUGCUGAACGAAGACGAGGCCCUUCCACUGAUUGAGCAUGCCUACAAGCGCGGCAUCAACACGUGGGAUACGGCAGAUAUCUACUCCCACGGCCUCUCUGAAGAAAUCCUCGGCAAGGCUCUGCGGAAGUACUCGAUCCCGCGCCACCGCGUGGUCAUCCUCACCAAAUGUUACUUCGGCGUCGACGACAUGGGCAACAUGCCGCCGAUCUCCGCCUGCGGCCGCAACGACGGCGACUGGGUGAACCGCGUCGGGCUGUCGCGCAAACACAUCUUCGACGCGGUCGACGCCAGCGUCAAGCGCCUCGGCACGUACAUCGACGUGCUGCAGAUCCACCGGCUGGACCGCGACACCCCGCGCGAGGAGAUCAUGAAGGCGCUGAACGACGUCGUCGACAGCGGCAAGGUGCGCUACAUUGGCGCCAGCACUAUGGCAGCCUGGGAAUUCCAAGCCCUCCAGAACAUCGCCGCCCGCAACGGCUGGCACCAGUUCAUCUCCAUGCAGAACUACCACAAUUUGCUCGCCCGCGAGGAAGAGCGCGAGAUGAUCCCCUACUGCCUCGACGCGGGCGUCGGCCUCAUCCCCUGGUCGCCCAUGGCGCGCGGGGUCCUCGCCCGCCCCUGGGCCGCCCGCGCCUCCGUGCGCGAGUCCACCGACGCCGCGCUGAAGCUGCUCGUGCGCGGCCGCGAGUCCGACUCCGACCGCGCCAUCGUCGAGCGCGUCGAGGAGAUCGCGCGCCGCAGGGGCGUCACCAUGGCCCAGGUGGCGAUCGCCUGGGUGCUCAGCCAUCCCAAUGAGAAUCCGAUUCUGGGGCUGGCGAGUAAGGAGCGGAUUGAUGAGGCUGUUGCCGCGGUGGAGCUACGGCUGGAGCCGGACGAGAUUGCGUAUCUUGAGGAGCCGUAUGUUCCGAAGACGUUGACGGCUCUGGAGCGGUGA